CGUGUAAAGUCGGCAUUUCGCACAAUAUAAAUUCUUUACGGCUCACAUUGUUGAUACACAUUUUAAACCGACACGUAAGUGCGGCAGAUAGUUGCCAUUUCAUCAAAAGAGAUCGAGAGAGAUUAACCAAAGCCACCAUGAUGCAAUUUCCAAGUGCAUCAAGCAUCUUGAUGCUGACGCUGUUUUCCGUCAGCUGCGUCAAUGCAUUUUACUCACCCAGCGAUGGCGUCGUCGAAUUGACGCCCACAAAUUUCGAUCGCCUAGUCACACAGGACGAUGCCAUCUGGGUUGUGGAGUUCUUUGCUCCGUGGUGUGGUCACUGCCAGUCUCUGGUGCCCGAGUACAAGAAGCUGGCCAAGGCGCUGAAGGGUGUGAUUAAAGUGGGUUCCGUCAAUGCCGAUGACCACAAAGAGCUGGGUGGCCAAUUUGGUGUACGUGGCUUCCCCACCAUCAAAAUCUUUGGCGCUAACAAGCGAUCCCCAAGUGAUUACAACGGACAACGCACUGCCAGCGCAAUUGCGGAGGCGGCUCUCGCCGAGGCCAAGAAGAAGGUGAACGCCGCAUUUGGAGGUGGAAGCGGAGGCGGAAGCUCGUCUGGCUCAAAGGGUGAUGUCAUCGAACUAACCGAAGAUAACUUUGACAAAUUGGUGCUCAACUCCGAUGACAUUUGGUUGGUGGAGUUCUUUGCUCCAUGGUGCGGUCACUGCAAGAACCUUGAACCUGAAUGGGCCAAGGCAGCCAAGGAGCUGAAGGGCAAGGUCAAGCUGGGUGCUCUCGAUGCCACAGCUCAUCAGGGCAAGGCUGCCGAAUAUAAUGUGCGUGGUUAUCCUACCAUCAAGUUCUUCGCCGCCGGCUCAAAGCGUGCUAGCGAUGCACAGGAAUACGACGGCGGACGCACUGCCUCCGACAUCAUUAGCUGGGCCAGCGACAAGCAUGUGGCCAAUGUGCCGCCACCAGAGCUGCUAGAGAUCACCGACGAAUCGAGCUUCGACAGCGCCUGCGAGGGCAAGCCAUUGUGUGUGGUCUCCGUGUUGCCGCACAUCCUCGACUGCAAUGCCAAGUGCCGCAACAAGUUCCUCGACACACUGCGUUCGCUGGGCGACAAGUUCAAGCAGAAGCAGUGGGGCUGGGCCUGGGCCGAAGGUGGUCAACAGUCCGCAUUGGAGGAAUCGUUGGAAGUGGGCGGUUUCGGUUAUCCCGCGAUGGCUGUGGUCAACUUUAAGAAGAUGAAAUUCUCGGUGCUCAAGGGUUCAUUCUCCGCCGAUGGCAUCAAUGAGUUCCUGCGUGACAUCUCAUAUGGACGUGGACACACGGCACCAGUGCGUGGCGCCAAGAAGCCAGCGAUUGUCAGCGUCGAUGCCUGGGAUGGGAAGGAUGGACAGCUGCCCACCGAGGAGGACAUCGAUCUGAGUGACUUCAACAUGGACGAUGAUGUCAAGGAUGAGCUGUAGAGCUGUUGAGCUCAACCGAGCUGUAACGGACAAAACUUAUUCCACAAAGACUGCAGUGUUCAGGCUACAUUUUCCACUAAACAAAACAAAAAAACGAUCCGCUCAAUGAAUAUUCCACCAAAUUGUCGCGAGUGUGAUCGAGACUCUGAAUACGAGAACUGAGUAUUCACAUUUUUCUACUAUCCAAUUGCGAUCAAUAAAAAGCAUGCAAAUAAACUAAUUACUACUAACUAAAAAAA
Drosophila nasuta is the source of this 1690-nucleotide messenger RNA. RefSeq names its product Protein disulfide-isomerase A6 homolog CaBP1 (gene CaBP1). NCBI's taxonomy places the organism in Eukaryota, Metazoa, Arthropoda, Insecta, Diptera, Drosophilidae. The transcript has 2 exons. Gene Ontology annotation, molecular function: protein-disulfide reductase activity; protein disulfide isomerase activity. Bases 138 to 1451 code for a protein of 437 amino acids. Gene Ontology annotation, biological process: response to endoplasmic reticulum stress. Gene Ontology annotation, cellular component: endoplasmic reticulum lumen. The record is from RefSeq and is a predicted model, not a curated record.